Chroicocephalus ridibundus (black-headed gull) is the source of this 6303-nucleotide messenger RNA. It is a transcript of the gene NCAM1, whose product is annotated as neural cell adhesion molecule 1. Lineage: Eukaryota; Metazoa; Chordata; Aves; Charadriiformes; Laridae. Gene Ontology annotation, biological process: synapse organization; homophilic cell-cell adhesion. Gene Ontology annotation, cellular component: neuronal cell body; plasma membrane; axon. The record is from RefSeq and is a predicted model, not a curated record. Bases 345 to 3800 code for a protein of 1151 amino acids. The transcript has 24 exons. Gene Ontology annotation, molecular function: protein binding; axon guidance receptor activity.
CUGCGCUGUACUAUUUGAGGCGGGCGCGGGUGGAAGGACACGGUGGUGCCAGCCUCCGCGCGAGGCCGGCGGCGCAGGGAUUCGGGCCGCGGUGCUGAGGCCGCCUGUCAGUCAGCGCGGCGGCGGCGGCGGAACGCGGCCGGGGCGCAGCCGGCGGAAGGCGGUGCGGGAGUACGCGCGGUAACGGAGCCGGAGCGCGGCCGGCAGCGGGGAGGAGCGGCGAAGGAAGACGCGGGGAAAAAAAAAUAAUACGUCUAUACAAAAAAAGAAGCGGGCUGCGUUUCUUCCGAACGGCAGGAAAAGGUUAUUUCACGAGCGGCUCCCUCUUACUACAGCCCGCUGCGAUGCUGCUAGCCACUGUGCUGCCCUGGACAUUGUUUUUGCUUGGAGCCGCAGCCUCUCUACAAGUGGACAUUGUUCCAAGCCAGGGGGAGAUCAGUGUCGGAGAAUCCAAGUUCUUCUUAUGCCAAGUGGCAGGGGAGGCCAAAUACAAAGACAUUUCCUGGUUUUCCCCUAAUGGUGAGAAGCUGACGCCGAACCAACAGCGCAUCUCAGUGGUGCGAAAUGAUGACUACUCCUCCACCCUCACCAUCUACAACGCCAACAUUGAUGAUGCUGGCAUCUAUAAAUGUGUUGUCAGUAGCGUGGAGGAGGGAGACUCUGAGGCCACCGUCAAUGUGAAAAUUUUCCAAAAGCUGAUGUUCAAGAAUGCUCCCACUCCUCAGGAAUUCAAGGAAGGGGAUGAUGCUGUGAUUGUGUGUGAUGUGGUCAGCUCACUGCCUCCUACCAUCAUCUGGAAGCACAAAGGCAGGGAUGUUAUCCUAAAAAAAGAUGUUCGAUUUAUAGUCCUGUCCAACAACUACCUGCAGAUCCGGGGAAUCAAGAAAACAGAUGAAGGGACAUACCGCUGUGAGGGACGAAUCUUGGCUCGUGGGGAGAUAAACUUCAAAGAUAUUCAGGUCAUCGUAAAUGUACCUCCUUCUGUGCGCGCCAGGCAGACCACUAUGAAUGCCACUGCCAACCUCAGCCAGUCUGUCACCUUAGCAUGUGAUGCUGAUGGCUUUCCUGAGCCAACUGUGACGUGGACAAAGGACGGAGAGCCAGUAGAACAGGGCGAUGAUGAAGAGAAAUACAGUUUUAACUACGAUGGGUCUGAGCUCAUCAUCAAGAAGGUGGAUAAGAGUGAUGAAGCAGAAUACAUCUGCAUCGCUGAGAACAAGGCUGGAGAGCAGGAUGCCACCAUUCAUCUCAAAGUCUUUGCAAAACCCAAAAUCACCUAUGUGGAGAAUAAAACAGCCAUGGAGCUGGAGGAUCAGAUUACACUUACCUGUGAGGCCUCUGGGGACCCAAUCCCUUCCAUCACUUGGAGAACUUCCACCCGGAACAUCAGCAAUGAAGAGAAGGCUUCGUGGACCCGGCCCGAGAAACAAGAGACCCUGGAUGGACGCAUCAUAGUACGUAGCCAUGCCCGGGUGUCGUCCUUGACUCUCAAAGAAAUUCAGUACACAGAUGCUGGAGAAUAUGUAUGCACAGCCAGCAACACCAUCGGGCAGGACUCCCAAGCCAUGUACCUUGAAGUGCAGUAUGCCCCCAAGCUUCAGGGCCCUGUGGCUGUCUAUACCUGGGAAGGGAAUCAAGUGAACAUCACCUGUGAGGUAUUUGCUUACCCCAGUGCUGUCAUAUCCUGGUUCCGGGAUGGACAGCUGCUUCCCAGCUCAAACUACAGCAAUAUCAAGAUCUACAACACUCCAUCAGCAAGCUACCUGGAGGUGACACCGGACUCUGAAAAUGACUUUGGGAACUAUAACUGCACUGCUGUGAACCGCAUUGGCCAAGAGUCCUCAGAGUUCAUUCUUGUGCAGGCAGAUACUCCAUCCUCUCCUUCCAUUGACAGAGUGGAGCCCUAUUCCAGUACUGCCCAGGUGGAGUUUGAUGAGCCUGAAGCUACUGGAGGGGUGCCCAUCCUCAAGUACAAAGCAGAGUGGAGAGCACUGGGUGAGGGAGAAUGGCAUUCGAGGCUGUAUGAUGCAAAAGAAGCAAAUGUGGAGGGUGUGAUCACUAUCACUGGCCUGAAACCUGAAACAACCUACUCCGUGAGACUGUCUGCGGUCAAUGGCAAGGGUGUGGGUGAGAUUAGCCUACCAUCUGACUUCAAGACACAACCAGUUCGCAUCCCUCACUCACCAAGUACUGCUGUACCCACCUCCCGUUUAGCAGAGACAACUCAGACUCUUGCUGAAUCCGAAAGCUCAGAGCCACCAAAAGGGGAACCCAGCGCACCCAAACUGGAAGGCCAGAUGGGAGAAGAUGGUAACUCCAUUAAAGUGAACGUUAUCAAACAGGAUGAUGGUGGCUCCCCAAUUAGACAUUAUCUGAUCAAAUACAAAGCUAAGCAUUCCUCAGAAUGGAAACCAGAGAUCAGACUUCCAUCUGGCAGUGACCACGUCAUGCUCAAGUCCCUGGACUGGAAUGCAGAGUAUGAGGUUUAUGUGAUAGCUGAAAACCAGCAAGGGAAGUCCAAGCCAGCUCACUAUGCUUUCCGAACUUCUGCUCAGCCUACUGUCAUCCCAGCCAGCACUAGCCCUACAUCAGGCCUUGGGACUGCUGCCAUUGUAGGCAUUCUCAUUGUUAUCUUUGUGCUGCUCCUGGUGGCUGUGGAUGUCACCUGCUACUUCCUGAACAAGUGUGGCCUGCUGAUGUGCAUUGCUGUCAACUUAUGUGGCAAAUCCGGCCCAGGAGCCAAGGGCAAAGACAUGGAGGAGGGCAAAGCCGCCUUCUCGAAAGAUGAGUCCAAGGAGCCUAUUGUGGAGGUGCGGACUGAAGAGGAGCGGACCCCCAACCACGAUGGGGGAAAACACACAGAGCCCAAUGAGACCACCCCACUGACGGAGCCAGAGCACCCUGCUGAUACCGCAGCUACUGUUGAGGACAUGCUGCCUUCUGUAACUACGGGCACCACUAACUCUGACACUAUCACUGAAACCUUUGCCACUGCUCAGAACAGCCCCACCAGCGAGACCACUACGCUGACCUCCAGUAUUGCCCUGCCAGCCACGGCCAUUCCUGACUCAAACUCCAUGUCGCCUGGCCAGGCUACUCCAGCCAAAGGGGCAGCCACCUCAGUCUCUUCACCACCACCCUCCUCCACUCCCAAAGUGGCCCCCCUUGUUGAUCUCAGCGAUACCCCAAGCUCUACUCCAGCUACUAAUAAUUUGUCCUCAAGUGUUCUGUCCAACCAAGGUGCAGUGCUCAGCCCCAGCGCUGUUGCUACCGUGGCUGAGACCUCCAAAGCGGCAGCUGGUAACAAGCCAGCUGCCCCAAGCCCUGCAAACCUCACUAGCCCUCCAGCUCCAUCAGAGCCCAAGCAGGAGGCCUCAAGCAUCAAGAGCACUGAAAAGGAAGCCAUGCAGCCCAGUACAGUGAAGAGCCCAACAGAGACAACCAAGAACCCAAACAAUCUGAAGAGUGAGGCUGCUUCAGGCAGCACUACGAACCCCUCACAGACUGAGGACUUUAAAAUGGACGAAGGGACCUUCAAGACACCAGACAUUGAUCUUGCAAAGGAUGUUUUUGCAGCUCUUGGCACUACUACUCCUGCCAGUGUGACUAGUGGGCAAGCUCGUGAGCUUGCUUCUUCCCCUGCAGACAGCUCUGUACCUGCUGCACCUGCAAAGACCGAGAAAAUCCCAGUAGAGGACAAACCUGAAGUGCAAGCAACGGAAACUAAGACACCUCCGGCAGAAGUCAAGACGGUCCCUAAUGAAGCCACACAAACAAAUGAAAACGAGAGCAAAGCAUGAUCAGCGACAGAUGAAAACAAAUGACAGAACAACUUCACCCAAGCAUUUAAAACACAAAACACAUCUCAUUCCUCUAGUGUCUGUUGCCUUUUUUUAAAAAACAAACAAAACAGAAACUGCAUAAAUGGGGGGAGGGGGGAAUCUCUCUGUUUCUUUUCUUUUUUCUUUUUUUUUAAAGAUUUCUAGAAAGGUUCUAUUUGUUGUGCACUUGCUUUUAAAAAGUAAUACAUUUUAAAAACAGGGUUAAACCCAUAAAGAAAUCAGGGCUUAGCUGACCCUGGGUAUAUUCAAAUAAGCAAAAUUGCAAAUACCAUUUGCAAUGGUUCGGAAGUUCAAAAUCAACUAGUCCUAGCAAAAAAAAAAAAAAAAAAAAAAAAAAAAAAGACAAAAAAAGAAGACCCUGUUCUUUCCUUUGUUAGUAUAGCAGAUAUAACCACUGUACUACUUGGUAUGGCUGGUACUUAAUGAACAAAGUCCACAAUUUAUUUUUAUACUUUUCAGUCAAGUUUGAAAUAUGUAAAGCCUCAUAAAUAAGUUAUAAUUUCUGUUCACCUUGUAUUUGUUCAGUAUGCAAAGUGUCUUGAGCUCUUUGUGACUGAAUUCUGUUCUCCACGUUAAAACAUUUAUUUGGGUUUAAUUAUUAUCUUUUAGGAAGAAUGCCAAAAUUGCAGCUCCGGGGAUAUAUUUCAAUUUGCAGUAUUCAGACUCUACAUUUCUUUAAAUUUUAUGUUAAUUUUUGCCAAUUUUUAUUCUUUCCAGUGUUUACAAUUGACAAAUAUUUUUUUUUUAACUUUUGUUGUGUUUAAAUUUAUGUGUAAAAUAGCUGCCUCUUUUUUUUUUUUUUUAAGUAAAUACAGUCUAUAGAUACUAGGUUAGCAGCAUGCUUGCUUUGCAAAGGGAGACAUUUUAAAACAUGGAUGUUUACAAUAGUUGUUUCCCCUUUAUCUUUUCUUAAUUAUUGUUAUUAUUAUUAUUGUUAUUAUUAUUAUUAUAAUUUCUUACUGGAGUAAGAAGAAAAGUAAUGCUGGGGUUUGGGUUGGGUUGUUUUGGGUGGGUGGGGGGUAUUCACACCACUUGUCACCAAUCAAGGUCUUUAUCCAGCAGUCCACAUAAACACACACUUAAUUUGGACUGAGAGAGUUGCUGGCAAGAGUCCUUCUAUACUUUAAUUUCGUUUAAGUCCCUUGCUGGACCUGGGCCUGACUGCAUAAGAGAAAUAUCAUCUCUGCUUUUUAGGACAUUCUCCCCUUUCCUUCAUGGAACCCUCCCGGAGCUUUGAGAAGCAGAAGGGAGAUUGUACAGUUAGGGCUGGUCUGGUCUCAUCUCAGAUGUUUGACUAUAUCAAUUCCUCCUUAAUAGGUCAGUAACUACCAUUUCCUUUGACCCUAGAAAUCUGAUUUCAAAGCAAAGACUUUUUGCACAAGGGUGCUUGGCAGCGUGCAAGACCCCUCCUGCAAAGCUGGCUCCAUCAGCAGUUGGACUAGAUGAUCGUUGUAGGUCCCUUCCAACCGAACCAUUCUAUUCUGUCACAUCACGUGUGAUGUCAUCUGUGUACGCUCUGCAGAAUCAAAACCAUGAAAGCAAGAGCAAGUGCUUGGAAAUCAAUGCCAGGACUCCCAUUGAUUUCCCUUGUCUUGGCAUUGUGUCUUUAACAGUUGGAAAAGGGGGCUGCUGUAGUAGAUAUAUUAUCAGUAUGGAUAGGGGAGGUUAUGAUUCGGAGUCGUGGAGUAGCACUGAGAUUUUGGGGUGAAAAGAAAGGAGGCUUGAGUGGAAGGAAGGCAGAGGUAUAUAGGGGAAGACCAGCCCAUUGUAUAGAGAUGUUCCUUCUGUUGGGGUUUUGGGGUUUUUUCUCUUUUUUUUUCUUUCAUUUUCUUUUUUAUUCUACUUUAGAUCUGCAAGCUUGUGCACUGUGGGUGCGUGACUAUUUUAGUGUGAAACGUGUUUUUUGUCAUAGUAUUGAAAUAAUAAAAGCUUCAACAUAGUUUGGAUGUGGAAGGUGUAGCGAUAGUUCAGAUUUGAAAAAAAAAUUAUUCAGGAAAAAAAAAAAAGAGAACAACUCUUAAAAGGAACAGAAACCUUUAAAUGAAAAAUCAAACUGAGCUGACUAUGGCAUCCAUUCCGUUGCACUAAGGUGAUGAACAGAAGGAUGAUGGGGGUUGGGUAGACUGCAGAUUGGCUCAGGUAAAUUGAGCCACUUUCAUCGGUGUAUUCUUAUAAGUAUGCAGUCUUUUACAGUGGCAUCACAUAAUUUCAAACUGUGAAGAAUAAUGGUCUUGUCAUUCGCUAAGUGUGGGGGUUAUUGCAUUUUUUCCGUAGCUCCUGGAAUGCAAAUGGAGGAUGACUGGAUUUGUAGGCAUAGACACUCGUGCAAUACCCAUCCUGAUCAGGAUAUCAGGGCAGGAUGUGUCCUCACUUCAAAGCCCUUGGGUCAAAUUCGGCCCUUGCAUGACCCAUCACAGCAGUGUCGGUAUAACUAUGGGGAAGUUGGGCGCACAGUCCUUAG